This is a messenger RNA of Eremothecium gossypii ATCC 10895, 1119 nucleotides long. It is a transcript of the gene CKA1, whose product is annotated as casein kinase 2 catalytic subunit CKA1. The transcript has a single exon. The record is from RefSeq and is marked provisional. Gene Ontology annotation, cellular component: cytosol; nucleus; protein kinase CK2 complex. Gene Ontology annotation, molecular function: ATP binding; protein serine/threonine kinase activity. NCBI's taxonomy places the organism in Eukaryota, Fungi, Ascomycota, Saccharomycetes, Saccharomycetales, Saccharomycetaceae. The coding region runs from base 1 to 1119 and encodes 372 amino acids. Gene Ontology annotation, biological process: protein phosphorylation; regulation of transcription by RNA polymerase I; regulation of transcription by RNA polymerase III.
AUGAAGUCUAGGGUCUGCAGUGAGGCGCGUGUGUACACACGAGUGCUGGCUCCUCUUGGGGAGGAGUAUUGGGACUACGAGAAUACUACGAUCGACUGGAGGGCGAACAACAGCCAGUACGAGAUCGAGACCAAGGUGGGUCAUGGAAAGUACUCGGAGGUGUUUCAGGGAGUUCAGCUGUCGAGCCGCAGCAAGGUAGUGGUGAAGAUGUUGAAGCCUGUGAAGAAAAAGAAGAUCAAGCGGGAGAUCAAAGUGUUGAUGAACCUGGCGAGCGAGCAACGGGCGGCUGCGGGAUUUGACAAGGAAACGUACUACAGCAACCGCAGUGCAGAGGUGCGCGUCUACAACCGGUAUGAUCAGGUAUACACGAUGCCUCACAACGGACACGAGAACAUCAUCCACCUGUUGGAUGUGAUUAAGGACCCCAUUUCCCGGACUCCGGCGUUGGUGUUCGAGUACGUGGAUAACGUCGACUUCCGCAUAUUGUAUCCGACGUUCUCGGAUAUGGACAUUCGGUACUACAUGUUUGAGUUGCUGAAGGCGCUAGACUACUGCCACUCGAUGGGCAUUAUGCACAGGGAUGUGAAGCCUCACAACGUGAUGAUCGACCAUAAGCAACGCAAGCUGCGGCUGAUUGACUGGGGCCUAGCCGAACUAUACCACCCUAAAGAGGAGUAUAAUGCACGGGUAGCUUCGCGGUUCUUCAAGGGACCGGAACUGCUGGUUGAUUAUAGAAUGUAUGACUACUCUCUGGAUCUAUGGUCCCUCGGAACUAUGCUUGCUUCCAUGGUAUUUAUGAAGGAACCCUUUUUUCACGGCAGGAGCAACACAGAUCAGCUAGUCAAGAUCGUUCGCGUUCUUGGUAGCGAGGACUUUGAGAAAUAUCUGGUGAAGUACCAGAUAACCCUUCCUCGCGAAUUCAUGGAUAUGGACCAGUACAUUAGGAGACCUUGGAAGAGGUUUAUCAAUGACGCUAAUAGACAUUUGUGCGAUAAUGAAGAGAUUAUAGAUUUGAUUGACAACAUUUUAAAGUAUGACCAUCACGAAAGGUUGACUGCUAGAGAGGCUAUGCAGCAUCCUUGGUUUGCACCAAUACGGAACGGUGAAUAUAAGUUGUGA